AUGGCCCUACGGCGAGCUGCCCGCGUCAUCCUUGUUGGCGCGCCUGGUGUCGGAAAGGGAACACAGUCGGAACGCCUUCUUCAGCGGUUUCCUCAACUGUCCUCCAUCAGUUCGGGAGAUCUGCUUCGAUAUAAUGUCAAGCAACGGACUCCUCUCGGCAUCAAAGUGGAGAGUGUCAUGAAGUCCGGCGGUUUGGUAUCAGAUGACAUUAUCCUCCGCCUCAUCAGCAAUGAGCUCAGCCAGCGCGGAUGGCUUAACCCGACUCACCCCGCCGGCAACGUCCUGACGCUUGCUUCCUCGGCCCUCAGCGUCGAAGGUGCGCAAGCUUUCCAAGAUGACGCUGAAGUUGCCGCGUUCCUUUCCUCGCCAGCGCAGGCCCGUGGUUUUAUCCAGUCCCAGCUUUCGGAUGAUCCCACCCAUUCUUUCCUGCUGGACGGCUUCCCGCGCACGGCCACCCAGGCUAAGCGCUUGGAUGAAAUUAUCCCCAUCAACCUGGUCGUGUCUCUCAAGACGCCUGUUGACGUUAUCCUCGAGCGUAUUUCCGGACGCUGGGUUCACGAGCCGUCGGGCAGGAUCUACAACACCACCUUCAACGCACCCAAGGUUCCUGGUGUCGAUGACAUUACCGGCGAGCCCUUGGUCCGCCGGGCGGAUGAUGACGAGAAGGUUUACCUUGCGAGGUACAAGAAGUUCCAGGAAACAGCCGAGCCUCUCCUGGAACAUUAUGCGCGCCAGGGCGUUCUUUGGGAGGUUGAGGGUAUGAGCAGCAACGAGAUCACACCAAAGCUCAUUAGAGAGUUUGAGCGCCGCUUCGUUGAGUAG
Sordaria macrospora k-hell is the source of this 822-nucleotide messenger RNA. RefSeq lists its product as uncharacterized. Gene Ontology annotation, molecular function: AMP kinase activity; ATP binding. Gene Ontology annotation, biological process: nucleobase-containing compound metabolic process. Gene Ontology annotation, cellular component: mitochondrion; cytoplasm. The record is from RefSeq and is a predicted model, not a curated record. Lineage: Eukaryota; Fungi; Ascomycota; Sordariomycetes; Sordariales; Sordariaceae.